Messenger RNA from Xyrauchen texanus (razorback sucker), 5885 nucleotides. Its product is annotated as endothelin-converting enzyme 2-like. NCBI's taxonomy places the organism in Eukaryota, Metazoa, Chordata, Actinopteri, Cypriniformes, Catostomidae. Gene Ontology annotation, cellular component: plasma membrane. Gene Ontology annotation, biological process: protein processing. Gene Ontology annotation, molecular function: metalloendopeptidase activity. Bases 189 to 2483 code for a protein of 764 amino acids. The record is from RefSeq and is a predicted model, not a curated record. The transcript has 20 exons.
GAGAGAGAGAGUGAGUGCAGGCUGAUCUCUAUCUAUCUCCUACAGACAUCUAUGUAGCAAAACUCAGAGCAGAGGACGUACUGGUCAUUGGCAGUGCCAUAAACCAUCAUGCGCGCCGUAUUCUGAAAACGUUCAGCGAUCGGGCGCGAGGAAUGGCUUAGUCCCAUGCGGAGCGCCGAUGCUGCACGAUGAGUGUAGCGCUGCAAGAUUUACGAAACAACAUGUCUAACUACAAGCGUGCAACAUUUGAGGAGGACGGGACAGACGUCCCUGACGAUGGAGCCAUCUCUCCUGACUGUGUGGAGGUGGGUUUCCGUAAGGGUGGUAUUCAGUUAUUUGGUCCACUGGGAAGAAGGACUCAGCUGGAGGUGGUUUUGGCUGGUUUGCUUCUCGGUUCACUUCUAGCACUGUUCGGCUGUGCUAUCACACUGGGAGUUCGCUAUAAUAGAGAUCCAGCCCGUAGUAUCUGUCUAACAGAGGCAUGUGUGACCGUGGCUAGUAAGAUUGUGGAGGCUCUGGACCGCUCCGCCGACCCUUGUCAGGAUUUCUACCAGUAUGCAUGUGGGGGCUGGGUCCGUAAAAACCCCCUGCCAGAUGGCAGGUCCCGCUGGAGCACAUUUAACAGCAUCUGGGACCAGAACCAGGCUGUGCUCAAACACCUGCUGGAGAACGGCACCUUUAACUCAAGCAGUGAGGCAGAGAGGAAGACGCAGUCAUACUAUCUCUCCUGUCUGAAUGAACAGCGAAUAGAAGAGCUCGGAGCCCAACCACUCAUCGACCUGAUUGCAAAGACAGGGGGUUGGAACAUCACAGAGUCCUGGGAUAAAGAUAACUUUAUGGAUGUUUUGAAGACUGUGUCUGGACCUUACAGAGCUCAGCCCUUCUUCACUGUUGGUGUUAGUGUGGACCCAAAAAACUCCAACAGUAAUAUCAUUCAGGUUGACCAAUCAGGACUCUUCUUGCCUUCUCGAGAUUAUUACCUCAAUAAAACAAAUGAGAAGGUGUUGAAGGCAUAUCUGGACUACAUGGUGGAAUUGGGUUUGUUUUUGGGAGGAGACAAGAAUUCCACCCGGGGUCAGAUGCAGCAAAUUUUGGAUUUCGAGACUGCGCUAGCCAACAUCACCGUGCCUCAGGACGAACGCAGAGACGAGGAGAAGAUCUACCACAAGAUAACGAUAGCAGAGCUCCAGAUGUUAGCUCCAGCAGUUGAUUGGCUGGAUUAUCUGAACUCUGCCCUCUCACCGCUGGAGUUGAAUGACACUGAGCCUGUGGUGGUCUAUGCAAAGGAAUACUUGCAACAGGUUUCAGAGCUCAUCAACAAGACCGACCGCAGUCUUUUGAAUAAUUACAUGAUCUGGAACCUGGUGCAGAAAGGAGCCUCCAGUCUAGACCAGCGGUUUGAAAAUGCUCAGGAUAAGCUACUAGAGAGCCUUUAUGGCACCAAGAAGUCCUGUACCCCACGGUGGCAGACGUGCAUUGGGAACGCAGACGACACUCUUGGUUUUGCGUUGGGUGCUCUUUUCGUCAAAGCCACCUUCGACAAACAAAGCAAAGAAAUAGCAGAGGGGAUGAUCAAUGAAAUCCGAACAGCUUUCAAAGAUGCUCUGGACGAUUUGAACUGGAUGGAUGAACAGACCCGACAAGCUGCCAAGGACAAGGCGGAUGCCAUUUACGACAUGAUUGGAUUCCCAGACUUCAUUCUGGACUCGAAAGAGCUUGAUGAUGUGUACGAUGGGUAUGAGGUCACAGAGGACAACUUCUUCCAGAAUAUGAUCAACUUCUAUAACUUCUCAGCGCGAGUGAUGGCCGAUCAGCUCCGCAAGCCACCAAACAGAGACCAAUGGAGUAUGACUCCACCCACGGUGAAUGCAUACUACAUGCCAACCAAGAAUGGAAUUGUCUUCCCCGCUGGAAUCUUACAGGCACCAUUCUACGCCCAGGAUCACCCUAAAGCUUUAAACUUCGGUGGCAUUGGCGUGGUCAUGGGACAUGAGUUAACACACGCUUUUGAUGACCAAGGAAGAGAGUAUGACAAAGAUGGGAACCUUCGACCAUGGUGGCAGAACUCCUCGGUGGACGCAUUUAAGAAUCGCACAGAGUGUAUGGUCGAUCAGUACACUCAAUACACUAUCAACGGAGAACACAUAAAUGGAAAACAGACGCUGGGAGAAAACAUAGCUGACAAUGGCGGUUUAAAGGCUGCCUAUAAUUCAUAUAAGUCAUGGGUGAAAAAGAAUGGAGUAGAGAAAAGACUCCCAGCUGUGAACCUGACAAACGACCAGCUCUUCUUUGUGGGCUUUGCACAGGUGUGGUGUUCUGUACGAACACCAGAAAGCGCUCACGAGGGCUUGAUGACAGACCCUCACAGCCCGCCCAAAUACCGUGUUAUCGGCACUCUGUCCAACUCGCCCGACUUCGCAGAGCACUUCCAGUGUCCGCUGGGCUCUCCCAUGAACUCAGGCCACCGCUGUGAAGUGUGGUAGAACCGUCGGCCAGAAGACAUCCACAGCCACCAGUUUUCUUGCACAAAUCAGCCUGGCCAAAAACGAUGACAAUUUGGGCUCUCAAGCACUGUUUUUUUUAUUUAUGUGCUCAAAUUUAUACGAAGAGUUGGGCUGAACGUUGGAGAACAUUAAGAGUGUCCUCCAAUGGUUAUGUUCUCCAAUGAUUGGGCCAACUGAUAUCUAUUUUCCUCUACCACCACACCAGCCCAUGCGGGCUCAUUUUAUUUAUUUGUUUGCUGAACUUGAGGGGACGAGGGGCCAAUCAGGGCUCCAUCCAAUGCUUAUUCGUGUUUCUGUGCUUUAUACCCUGUUUACAACAAGCCUGAUUCCUCAUCUUCUGGGAUGGAAGAUUUGACCACUGUGUUGCCACUGGGAGCACCUCUUUGUGACCUCACAGAAAAGUUUUGGCUCCAUCUGUGAUGACUACAAAGGAAGAUCCACGUUCUCAUAGUGACCUCACAGGAAGUGCCGAGCUACAUCUGUGACCCCCCACAGGAAGAACGUGCUUUCAGAAAGGAUGAAAGUAUAUUUCCCAAUUGUGAUUUAAUUUAAAUGCUAUUAAACAGCAGUUAUGACAGUGAUAGCCCCUGUUUGCUCAUCUGACCUGUGUAUUAUGGUAUCAUAGGCAUAUUUUUGUCUAGACAAAGUUGAUUUUAAACUGCUUUUUGCCAAAGAACAAUUUUAGUUUUGUUCCUAGUGAAAGUGGAAAUCCAUACUGCUUUGCUUUCACUGUAAUUUCAUAUGGUGUGUUUGUCUAAAGACGUUUACUUGCUGUAUGUGAAUGAUGCAUUUUCAUGUCUGUGUCACACAUUAUUUGCCAUAUUGUGCUAAAUUUGAUCAAGUCUGCUGAAGUGUUAUAUCACAUAACGCCCUGAAAACCACUAAAAAUAUAUAACCUUUAUCUUAUGCUAAACUUCUCAGCACCCCCUAAAAGUGUUUCAGGGAGUUGCAUCAGAGGUGGUAGUAUAACUUUAGAGAGAUCAAAUAACCCAUUUUAGGUUUAGAUUGCUGCUGUAUGUAAUUCCUUUCUCAGCAUUUUUACUAGCUCUAAUUUGAUCCUGAAUGUUUUAAUCUGAUUUCCACUUUCCAUUGCUAAAGCAGACAGACUUUAUUGUAUUGUGUCAUUUGAAUGCGGCUGACUUUUUAUGAUCUUAGAUCAGAGUUGAAUUUCACCAUUUGCAAAGGUAAAGCUCCCAGUGUGCUUGUUAUCUUAUGUAUACAACUCUUCAACAAAGGAAUAGUUCAUCUAAAAGUGAAAAUUCUGUCAUCAUUUACUCAGCCUCAUAAUGUUCAUUUUUUCUUUGGAUCCCAAAAAAAUAUGUUAUGAAAGGUGGGUGGUGAUUUAUGCUGUCAAGCUCUAGAAAGGACAGAAAUCACCAUAAGUAUAUAAGCGGCAACUCGUGUGCUAUUUGACUUGUGUGCUAUAUUCCAAGUUUUUUUAAGCCGUGUUACAGCUUUGUGUGAGGUACAGAAAUUUUAAAGAAUAGUUCACCCAAAAAUGUAAUUUCAAAUAUUAAAAUAAUAGGUGUGGGCAAGAAAUCAAUUAAUAUUUAAGUCCUUUUUUACCAUAAAUCUCCACCUGAACAUUUGAAAUGUGAAAGAAUGUGAAAGUGUAGAUUUAUAGUAAAAAGGACUAAAAUAUUGCUCUGUUUCUCACCCACACCUAUCGUAUCGCUUGUGAACAUAUGGAUUUCACCACUGGGGUGUCUUAUGGAUUACUUUUGUGUGGCCUUCAAGUGAUUUUUGGAGCUUCAAAGAUCUGGUCAUCAUUCACUUGGAUUGCAAGCACCUACAGAGCGAGAUAUUCUUCUAUAAACCCGUUUGUGUUCUGCAAAAGAAAGAAAGUCAUAUACAUCUGGGAUGAAAGAAUGUUAAUUUUUGGGUGAACUGUCCCUUUAAAUCUUCCACUCCACAGUAGCUCUCAAAUUUCAUUAGAGCUUGCACGUAUUCAAAUGUAAGUAUGUCACAAUUAGUCACAACACUCAUUAGAACAUAUGCUGUGUGAUUAUGGUGCAAUGUGUUUUAAAUCUCCAGGUUUGCAUAUGCACAAGUGUUGAUGUGAUUUGAGAGCUACGCUGAAGGGGAUUUUCACUGAAUAAGGACUUAAAUUUCAGUCUGUUCAUCACACAAAGUGAUUGUAUGUCUUCACGAGACUUGGAAUACUGUGCACAAUUCACUAUUAUAAUUCUUUUAAACACUUUUUGAAACACUCCUGGUCACUGUCUACCUUACUUGUAUGGAAAAGAGCAGCUUGAACAUUCUUCAAAAAAAUCUCGUUUUGUAUUUCAACGGAUGAAAAUAAAACUGAGGUUUUGAAUGACAUGAGGGUGAAUAAAUCAUAAUUUUAUUUUUUGUGAACUAUUUCUUUUAGAUUUUCCCCCUCAGUCUUAAAGAACAUUGCACGUGGAAAGAGUGGUUAGUUUGUUUGCAGCUUCUCCAAUAACAUACGGAAGUUCAAAACUCAGUUUAACUUCAUGUCAAGUUCAUAUUGUGUUAUACUUUGUUUUAGAAUUGCUUGAAUUAUGUGCAUUUGACUGAAUGAUUCUUUGGUUUUUAUCUUAAUACCGUAUGAUUAUCCUAUACCAUAAAGAUUUUGCGAUGUUAACUUUGAUGGGCUCCAUGGAGAUUGUGGGGCAGUUUUCGAUACGGAUUUCGUUUUUAGAAGAGAGGUUUGGUUUUGGCCUUAAUUACUGAAGGUAUAGACCUACAGUAUAAAAUAAGAUGUACAUAUAUUGACUUUAAAAUACUUCAAGUUGAACCAUUUGAAAGCCUUUAAAUAGCCAGUACUUGGCAUUAAAUGUGUACCUUCUUUAUUUGCAAUUUCAGUCAGAAAUACCAAAUUGCCAGUCCAGAUAUUCCUGUUGAGACCUGAAAGAAUUAUGUUUUUGACUGAUUGCCCUAAUGUUGUUGUUGAUUUUGUUGGAUUAAAGCCAUUUUUUUUUAGCUUUGAUUUAAUGGAGAGGUGGUACUCAAAAAGAUCUGACACAAACACAUUGUUUUCAGUGUGUUAAAGUUAAACUUUAAGAAAUUAUGUAGAUUAUUUUUCAGAAUGUCAUUACUGUGACAUACUACAUUCCGUUCAUAACAAUGGGACAGAGCAAGGUGAUAGUGUGUCCUGCCACUGUUAAUUGCUGUCGUUUUUUUGAUUUUUUCUUCAUUUAUGAAGAUGCCUUAUUUAAUUUAUAGAGUGUACAUUCAACAAUUAAUCAACUGGUGGUUUAUUGUCCUCUCUCUUUUGUACUGCUGUCAUUGAUGUUUGAGAGGUUACACUGUCUUAUAGUUGUGUUUUCUUUCUUUUUUAAUGAGAGGCAUUCCCUGAAUUAUUGUUGACAGUCUGCCACGUGUGUAGUGCAACAUUCCACCUAGAGAACUGUUACUGAA